Molecule: messenger RNA, 2023 nt
Organism: Fopius arisanus
Lineage: Eukaryota; Metazoa; Arthropoda; Insecta; Hymenoptera; Braconidae
Product: adenosine deaminase CECR1
Exons: 3
Coding region: 454-1956 (500 amino acids)
Biological process (GO): inosine biosynthetic process; adenosine catabolic process
Molecular function (GO): adenosine deaminase activity
Source: RefSeq, a predicted model, not a curated record
AUCACCCGGUUUUUUUCAUAUUUAAAAGUAACACUUGAUUACAAAUCUUACAAACGUCUUCAGGGACACAAAUGGUAUAUUUUUUAAACAUUGUUUGUUCACGUGGAUGGAUGAGACCUGAGAUUGACUAGCAGUUGUGCCUAUUGCAGUAUUAAGUAUGAACUCCAAAAUUCAUCGACUUCAGGCUGACAAAUAUUUACAUUUCAAUAUCUACGAAGGAGGGAAUUCAGUAUAAAUAACAGAUCCCAAUUUAUAUCUCCAGUUCUAUAACAUUCUUCUUUUAAAACCCUCGGAAAAACGUUCAAACAUUUUUUAUUUCAACCAGAUAAUUUUCUUUUCACUCAACUUUUAGUAGAGUGAAACUACUGAUUUUACGUAUAUCUGCACGUUCUACCCACAAAGCCAAGAGCGUCUUCAAAUAACCAAUUUAGGAGUUGCAUAUAAUAGUUUGCGAUGAUAAUUGCAAGAAUUCUUAUCCUUCUGCCUCUUGUAUCUGCCAAUAAACCUCAAUUUCCAUUAGGAAUAGCGGUAUAUGCUAAUCCGGAAUUUGACAUAUGCCACAGAGAUAUGCGUGCCGUAAUGGAAACACGCGACUUGAAGUUCUUCAACUCUGUAAUAGACAAGACGCGGAUUUAUUCUUGGCCUUUAAAAAAUUUCAAGAGCGAUAUCGAGUCUUUACACAACUCGCCAUUAUUCCAAUUGGUUAGAAAAAUGCCAAAAGGUGCAGCUCUCCACAUUCACCACAAGGCCAUGGUUAAUACAGAUUGGCUCUACCUUCAAACAUACAGGACUAAUUUGUACGUUUGUGAUAAACAUAAUCAUCUAUCGCUCAAAUUCUUCAAAACCCCAUCAAACGAUUGUAAUUGGCAAGCCCUAUAUGAACGCAGACGGAAUCCGCUGGUACGUCAAGUUCUGGAAGAUAGAAUUCGGCGACAAAUGACGAUGUUAACGGAAAUUCCUGAUCGGUCAGACACCAACGUUCUCUGGGAAAAGUUUCAGAAUAUCUUCACCUUUCUCAGGUCAUUUCUCAAUUACAGGCCUUUGGCCGAAGAUCAUUUUUAUCAAGGACUUCUAGAGUUGUAUGAAGACAAUGUCAUGUAUGUCGAGGUGCGAUCAGGACUUCAGAAAUUGUAUGAUCUCGACGGGAAGAUUUACACCACCACUGAAACUGUGAAUAUUCUUCAUGAUGUCGUGACAAGGUUCAAAGCAGAUCAUCCUGACUUCAUCGGUGCUAAAAUCAUUUACGCAAAAAGCAGAGACAUGGACCAUGACGAAUUGAGAAGCUUUCUCCAUGAAACUGUAGAAUUGAAAAAAAUGUUUCCCGGAUUCAUCGCUGGUGCAGAUUUGGUGGGCCAUGAAGAUGCAGGAUAUAAGUUGAAGGAUCAUUCUUCACUAUUGUUGGAAGUUUCAAACUGGACAGAUUUUUUCUUCCAUGCUGGAGAAACACAGAACUUUCUGUUGCAACCGACGAAUUUACAAAUAGCUAUCAGGCAUAACGCAAAAAGAAUCGGUCAUGCUUACUCAAUUACGAAGGAGCCGGAUACUUUGAGGGAACUCAAAGAGAAGAACAUUCCUGUUGAAGUCUGUCCGAUUUCGAAUCAAGUACUAGGACUAGUAAGCAAUCUCCGUAAUCAUCAGGCAGCUAUCUUGUUUGCUCUAGACAUCCCAGUAGUCAUCUCUAAUGAUGAUCCAGGACUAUGGGGCGCUAAAGGCCUUAGUGAUGAUUUCUAUAUGACUUUAAUGUCUAUAUUGCCCAUGAAUGCAAAUCUUUAUUCAUUGAAAAAAAUUGCUAGGAACUCUAUUAUCUACAGCACUCUCUCGGAAAAUGAAAAAGCCGCAGCUUUGGAUAGUUACGAGAAGAGAUGGCAGCAGUUUUUGAUAAAUGUCACUAUGCCAUUCUGCGACUACACGCAAGUCAUGUAUUCAUGGUUAACAUUAGAUCGGAAUACCUGGUGACAUCUUUGAUUUAAUUUAAUGCCUGUAUAUUUUCAAACCGGAAAGGUUUGAGGAAAAACAUUAGUGU